Messenger RNA from Homarus americanus (American lobster), 3589 nucleotides. Its product is annotated as serine beta-lactamase-like protein LACTB, mitochondrial. The record is from RefSeq and is a predicted model, not a curated record. Bases 223 to 1902 code for a protein of 559 amino acids. The transcript has 6 exons. NCBI's taxonomy places the organism in Eukaryota, Metazoa, Arthropoda, Malacostraca, Decapoda, Nephropidae.
UUACAUUGAUAAAUUUUUGUCAGAACAUUUCAUGUUGACAGGCCUGCAGGUUCUGCAAUCGUCCAAGGUUGCUACAUACAUCAACAGCAUCCAUCUAGAGGAACUCAGGAAUCUUCCAAUCACAAGUCAAGUAAUAUCAAUCCUUAUCUAGUUAAGAAGAGUUAUGAACAAGAUGAACAGCACAAACAAAGACAACGGUUUACUCAUAGUAAUCAAGCGGGAAUGCUUUUUGGAAUUGUGGGGACUGCAGCUGCCCUUGGUAUGGGCUCUGCUCUAUGUAAGAGCCAAGGAGAAGAUAUAAUUGAUAAAGACUUGCCUCCUAAUUCACCAAAAGCUUCUACAAAAACUAGUGUCUCAGUUGAAGAACUCUUGGACAGUCAGGAAAUUCAUUCAGUUGGUCGAGAUGUUGCCGGCACAGAGAAAUAUGACCCCCGGACUCAAGAAUCCUCUGAAGAAGACACUGCCAAUGUUCAAAAUAGUCCAAAAGCUUUCAGCACUGCAGCAAUUAUUGGUUCUGUUCAAAAAGAAAAAUUGAGUGAUCUACAGAAGACAGUGAGGAAAUCUCGUCAGCUAUUGAAACGUGUUAUGGAGGAGGCUGGGGCACCAGGCCUAGUUAUAUCAGUGUCCGUGGAUGGCAAGACAGUUUGGGCAGAUGGUUUUGGCUUUGCUGAUCUUGAGAACCAUGUUCGGUGCUCACCAGAUACUGUGAUGCGUAUAGCCAGCAUCAGCAAGCCUCUGACCAUGACUGCCGUUGCUAAAUUAUGGGAAGCAGGGAAACUGGAUCUUGAUGCUCCAAUUCAGAAAUAUAUUCCAAGUUUCCCUGUCAAAACCUACAAUGGUGAGGAGGUAAGACACAAAGGUAGAUAUAAAAACAAAGAAAAUGUAAACAAAGUGUCAAAGAAAGCAAUAGAGGAGAAAGACGAGACGAAUGAAAAAAUACAAGAUGAAAAAGCGGUCGCCAUUAGUGCAGAAGAAGUUAAAAGUGAAAAAGAGUUCUCAGACAACAAACAGAAUGGAGAUGAGAAGAAUGGAAAUUGUAUAUCAGUAACUGAUCGCAAAAGAAUGGAGCUAUACAAAAUCAUAAGAGCAAAAGCCAACAAAAGAAGGAAAAUGAUUGAAAAAGCGGAGGAAGAGAAUGAAUUUAACAUGGAGGAAUAUUAUAUUAAGGAAGAAUUUGACACCAUUCAGGAGGCAUUGGAACUGUUUCAAAAUGAUGAGCUCUUCUUCAAACCUGGUUCAGGUUACCAUUACACAACUCAUGGAUGGACGGUCGUGAGUGGCGUGGUGGAGGCUGCUUCCGGGAAACCGUUUACUGAAGUCAUUACUGGUCUCUUUUAUGUCCUUGGGAUGGAUAAUACAUACCUUGACAAAAAUAAUCCCAUUAUUUAUAAUAGAUCCAGGAACUAUGUUCGUGACGUACAUGGAAAGCUGAUGAACGCCGCAUACAUAGACAACUCUUAUAAGUGGGCCGGUGGUGGAUUCCUCUCUACAGUUCAUGACCUCAGCAAGUUUGGAAAUAUCAUGCUGUAUGCAAGCCAACACAACAGUGACGAUGGUACCCAAAGUGUGCCAGGGAUCUUGAAGGUAUCAACCAUGCGAGAUCUCUGGACACCAGUGAAGGGCACCGGGCCCCUUGGUAGCGGCUAUGGAAUGGGUUGGGGCGCUGCAGAAGACAAAUAUUUAUGUGGAUUUUGUCGAAGUUCUCGACGUCAUGCUUCUCAUUCAGGAGGGGCAGUAGGGGCCAGUAGUUGCCUCCUGGUUCUGCCCAAGCAAGAUUACAGCAGCAAAGAGCAUGGGACUCCCCCUAAAGGGGUUGUUGUUGCAAUAAUCACCAACAUGCAGGGUGUUCGCUUGAAGAACGAAGCACUGCAGAUUGCUAAACUUUUUGAGAAUAUUCAGUAACAUUUUUAGAUAUUUAGGACAUGCAUAUGGGCAGUCAUCUAAAGAUUUAAUUUUUCAUAAUAUAAACCAAACUGUAUUUUAUAACAAACAAAUGGAUCUUGGUUGUAGGGAACCUAAAGUAUGCAUAUUACAAUAACACUGUACAGUUUUCAGAUACAGGUAUUUCAUGUAAAUUAUAUUGUCAAGUAAUACAGUAUUUGAAGAAGAAAAAAUAGCAUUAUAAAUUUAUGCUAAUUACAAUACAAUACAGUACUGUAUAUGGAAUAUAAAUUGCAAUUCAUUAAGCACGCGUGUAAAUUGUCAACUUCUUGUAGACGUCUGAUGAUGAUAAAAUCCCCAAGUAACUUAAUACCAUUUUAUGAACUCUUAGUCUCAGAAUACAAUAGUUUGCUUUCCUAAUAAUUAAGUUACAAAUUAGAUUUUUUAAAGAGUGGAACGGUAUAUUUUAAUUAUUACAGUAAUAUUUUGGAGUUCCAAGCUGUGGGGUACAAAUUUUAUCUGAUGACCAGGUCUUAGGUUCUGAUCGUUCUUCCAAUAAAAUUCUCUCCAAACUGAAGAUUUAAGUACAGGAUGCACCUAAUUGUCCCCCUUCAGUUACAAUACAAAGAUGUCAACCAAAAUGGCACUGAAAUUGUACUGAAACUACCUUAACUAAAUAAUGUUCUUUGAACCUCAGUCAAUGAAAAAAAAAUAAUGUAAGAAUGAUUGUAAUACAGACAUAAUUAGGGUGUGAGGGGCAUUUCUGUUGAUGGUACAUACAGUCUAGUCUUGUCAGGGCUCCUAAUUCUUCUACCCUGCAGUGGUAGGGAGCUGUGUACAGGAUGUUAGAUUUAACUUUUGUACAGUCAACAAAAAAAAUUCUGCACCUUUAUGGUGUUAUACAAUAUGACAUACCGGACCAAGAAUUCUGAAAACACUCAUUUACGUGGGCGAUUCCUGUUAAUGUCUCUGUAUUAACUAUGGUAUAUGAUAUAAAAAAUACAUCAUACUGGUUAUACAAUGCAUCACACAACCAGAAAUACCAACCUUACCAUAUUAACAUGGCCUCAGUCAGUGAUCGUUGCAGAAGCCAUCAGACCAAGGGGUGCAGAAUAUUUUUUGCUGACUGUACAUACAUUUAAUAUAAAAUAAAAUUAAAAAAUAUAAAUAUAUAGUGUACACAUUUAAAUUGUGUAAAAUAUAACAGAUUCUGUACAAUAUGUAUAAGUUUUAUUGAUGUGCUGAGGGAGUUGUUAAUAUUUUGAGUUAUUAUGAAAGUGAGUUGACCAAAGAGUUACCAGAGUAAUCAGAAGAAAUUUGUCAACAAAAUGAAUUGCACCAUACAACCUUGUGAGCAUGCUAUUAACAUCUUGUAAGCUCUUUCUACCCAUGGCACAGGGUGGACUGUUUUAAAAGCAGACACUCUACCCACACUUGCUAAUAUUUUUUCUCACUACCUGCCUUAUUCGCUUACAGUGUUACCCUCUACUAAAAGUCCCAACGAUAUCCAUCUGCUUUUAUCCCAAUCCUUUAUUACACCCCAAGUUUGCACAGCUGCAGCACAUUAGCUUUUUGUUAAGAAAGAAUAGCUUUUCAGAAUAUUGUUCCCUCAGGAUGAUGAUGUGCCUUAUUCUAGUGACAAAAAAAAAUAAUUCUUCUCCUUAUUAAUGUAAGAUCACCAAAAAUUAAUUAUUGUAAUUUACACUUA